CGCGACUUGAUUUUUAUUUACAAAAAAAAGAUUUCUGAAAUGGCGAAACAUGGUGAAUCAACAGUUGUCUGUUUAAGAAUUCAAUGGGAGCUAGAAAAGUAGAUCCAAUUCGCGAUUUAGUCGACAUGGAGAUGCGAUUUCAGAAUCAGAUGAUGAAUGUAUGGAGGAGACAUCGCAUUCGCCAUGCACAAGAGAUCUUUCCUGUCCGUCCAGCAGAACCUGGAAAGCCUCGAUUUGAAAGAGUGAUGGUUGAUGGUGACAUUGUAAGUUACCUAGCAAAUCCCCAUAAUCAAGUUGGAAUAUACAUUGCCUCUGAUCCGUUAACUCCAGAGGAUUAUUAUUUUGAAGUUGAAAUCCUUGACAGUGGCAACUUUGCAACUAUAGGUGUUGGCUUAGUGCCUCAGCGCUACCCCACUGACUCCCAGCCUGGGUGGAGGGCUUUCUCGGUGGGAUACCAUGCUGACGAUGGGAAGCUUUACAAAGCAAAUGGCUUUGGUAAACCAUUUGGUCCCAAAUCUCAGGUAGGGGACAGGAUAGGGUGCGGAAUCAAGUUCCCGAAGCCAAGCGCUGAUCAGGAAAAUCCAGCAGCUCAAAACAUGGCCAAAGUCUUCUUCACACAUAACGGGAAAGAGGUGGGCAUCGUGAUGGCCCUGUUACCUCCAGAUGGUCACCUCUACCCAGCAGUGGGCAUGCACUCUGAGGGAGAGGAAGUCAAGGUCAUUCUUGACGCGGAGUGGCACUACGAGGAUCUGGAGCUGAUGGCGGUGGACGAUGGGGAGGAUGACUGGUCCCGCCUCUAUGACGUCAAACUCAAUGGAACGAUGCUGGAGUAUUCAGGGAGAGGUAAAAGUAUCCAUGAUGUGGGUCUUGCUCAAGCCCGGUAUGCACUGGACACCUCAAAUCACUAUUUUGAAAUCGAAAUUGUGGAUCCAGGAGAAAAUUGUUAUAUUGCCAUAGGAAUAGCUAGAAGGAAUUAUCCCAAGAAUAGACAUCCCGGUUGGAAUAAAGGCUCUGUCGCAUAUCAUGCAGAUGAUGGUAAAAUAUUUGUCGGCUCUGGUGUGGGUGAACAGUUUGGUCCCAGAUGUCACAAAGGGGAUAUAAUGGGCUGUGGAAUCCUUUUUCCGAAUGACUACGACAGCGAGGCCGACAGUGACCAGUCUCCAGAUGAUCCAGAUGUCAGUAAUCGGGAACUGGAUGAGUAUCCAUCAGAUUCAGAUUCUGAGGAUGAGAACAUGUGGUGGAGACAGGGCAAUGAUGAACAAGGAACUAAAGUUCAGGUGUUUUUCACAAGGAAUGGGAAGAUUGUGGGGACUAAGCAGGUGUCUAUACCAAAAGGUGGAUUUUUCCCGACCGUUGGAAUGCUCAGUAGCUGUGAAAAAGUGCGCGUGGACCUCCAUCCAUUGACUGGAUGAUGCCCGUGAUCUUUAGCUCUUUAUUGUUUUCUCUUUGAGACUAGCAUUCACCAAUGCAAUGAUCCAACUUAUGUCAGUCCCACACAUCAAACUGCUAAAAAGCGUUUUACCUUACCUUUAUAUCCAAGAUGAAUGUUACUAACCUACUACAGCUUUAAACAAGAGAAUAAUCCAACAUACAGCAAUGAAAUUCAGAUUCUUCCUCCUUCUUGCACAUUUAUUUGUUUUUUUUGAAUGUCAGCACAGCCUUAACUGUGCUCCACAUGUGUGCCAAAACAAAUACGAAAUUGUUUUAAAAAUGUCAAUUGUUUGUAAAAAAAAAAAAAAAAAUCCAAGCAAGACCUUGUUAGUGCAGGGAGAGACUGUACCAUUGGAAAAUCUGAAGUUUUGAAUGACCUUACCUGUGUAUAUGCAUGACAAUUAACUUCCCUUCUCACAAAUCAGCGUGGUAUUCCGACUAAACAGAAUAUUUAUAUGAAAGAACUUCUCUUGCUAUGAAUCCAGCAUAUCAGAAACUGUGUACGUUUUUAUGGAGUUCGACUUCAUUGAACAUGAGCUGUGAUACACUACAUGUAGUUAGGUAUUUUGUUACGAUAUGUUGUUUGUGGGUUUGAGAGAGCAUCACUUAAAUAUAAAGGUACAUAUGGAUGGGUCGGAUGUGUAGUACAUGUAUUCUAUGUGUAUGAGGCUCAGAUGCUUACAUCCUCUAGCUAGGGCUGUUGUAUUGAAGGCCUACAUGUACAGGUUUCAGUUAUUAUUUUUUUUCUUGUUUUUAUUUAAAGUCCUAAUGUCUCAUGUAUCUUUGUUGUUAUUUUUCUCAAAAUAUUUUUGAGAUAUACCAGUUGGCACUUUUUCACAAGCAAGUUAAAGUAUCUUUUAUCUUUAUUUAAGAACACCCCUUUAACAACAUUAUAUAAAGAAUGCAGAAAAAUCCAGGCAAAUAAACCUUUUUUUCACCCCCCCCCCCCCCCCCCCAAGAACAUUAAUUUUGUUAUAUAUAGUAAAAUACUGGCAUUUCUGUUUUUUGUAUGAGGAAAACCUAAAAGAAAAAGGAUUUAGAUCUGGAGAUUUUCUUGUCCACAGUUAAUUAUUAUUUUUUUGCAGGAAGUAAAUAUGUUGCCAGGUUAUCCAUCAAUUUUAAUUUUUAUUCUUGCAAUUGCAUCUUGCUUUUUAUUUUCCAUUUCCCGGUAGAAUAGAUAAUCUUGGGUUGAAUUUCUUUCUGAGUGCAAUGCUUUUCUAACCUCGCAUGUAAAUACUUAUAAUCAUCAUUAUUAAAAAUUACUAAAAUUUAAAAAAUAUAAAAAAUGUUGAUACCAUAUGUGAUCAUCAUUUGAUAUUCUGUAUAUUUCUCAACUAAUUUGUAAGUAUUUUACAAUCAAGCAAACUUUCUUGUUGUUGAUAUAAAAUUAACAGAUGCAUAUUCUUAUGCUGUUAUGCUGUUUCAUAAUGUACAGUAUUUGUGUAAUACAUGCAAAUAUUUUUUUUCCUUCUUUUUUUUUUUUUUUUUAAUUGUUGAUUUUCUCAUGCAGAUUCAAAAUCAUGCAUGCAUAAACUAUGACAAAAUCAAGCUAACUAGCAAGAUUUAUUCUAAGACAAGCAACCAUGCAGUAUUAGAGUCUGUAGUUUUGGAACAGUUGUCAUUUUGUUGUUCAGUUGUCAAUGUAAAAAGAAGUCGGAGAAAACUGAGAUUAUAAGGAAUGUACUUGACUGUAUGGUACUGGAAAUGUCUACUUUAUGUUGUUGUUUAUAUACAUGUAUUUUGUUGUUGUUUGUUUUUUUUUUGUUCCCUACACAUGUAUAUUAUUGCAUUGAAAUAGGUAUUUUUCUAUGAAGGUAUUGUUAUUAUUAUAGAGUGUUUUAGAGUUUACGAUUUGGCAAGUGAAAAGUACAACGAUUUUCAGGAUAGAAUGCUGUGACUUGAAUAUCUUGUAAAUUGAGAACAUAUAGUUAUGAAGUUUUCAUUGAUGAUAACUAAUUGAAGUAAAAAUGCACCAUGCAAAUAAUGCUUAUUUUACAUUUGUACAAACUGUUAAAAUAUUAGUGGUUUUUUUUUGUUAAUUAAUAUUUUUAGGGUUAAAAUUAUAAUCUUUUUACAUAAAUACUUUUUUAUAUAUUGAUUUAUUCUCUUUUGAGAAGUGGACAGGCAUAGCCUUCAUCCAUGUAGGCUAUGCCUGUCCACUUCUCAAAUGAGAAUAAUAUUGAUUAAGAGAAUAAAUACCAUGCAAUUCAACCAUACAGUGUAUGUGUAUUGUUGUGAAGGAAAAAAGAAUUUUCUAGAGGAUUUUUAGAAUUUAGCUCAAUGUACCCGGUACAUAAUGUUUUUUUUGUCCAAGACAUUUUUUCUAUAAUGAUCUGCAAUAUUAUAUUUGACUGUUAUAUCUACUUCAUGUAAAAGCUAAGAUAAAAAUUAACUAAACUUGUUAGAUCGUAAUCAAAUAAAUUGAAAUAAUCUA
Messenger RNA from Magallana angulata, 3865 nucleotides. RefSeq names its product SPRY domain-containing protein 3-like. The transcript is spliced from 11 exons. Bases 84 to 1412 code for a protein of 442 amino acids. Gene Ontology annotation, molecular function: protein binding. Lineage: Eukaryota; Metazoa; Mollusca; Bivalvia; Ostreida; Ostreidae. The record is from RefSeq and is a predicted model, not a curated record.